AUGGGUGCUGCAAGAAGCAGAAGCCGAAACGCGCCGAUAGAAAAGUCGAAAAAUUCGGCAGUCGAGAACCAGACCUCAAAGUACACAGAUGGCGAGUCCGAUGAAUUCGAGUUUGGAGGUUCUCUCGGCGUCACAGCGCUGAUGAUCAGCUUCCCUCUCGUGAUGUGGUACAUGUGGAUUGGCGCAACUUACUACAAUGGCCAACUUCCUCUGCCGGCUUCUGGUCAAACCUGGGGAGACUUUGCCCGUCAUCUAGCUCAACUCGUCUAUGAAGGGGCCUAUCCGACGGCCAAGGCCUGGGUCGUCUUUUGGACAUUCUUUCUAACAGAGGCUGUCAUGUACUGCUACAUGCCCGGAGUGAUGAGCCAGGGUCGGCCACUGCGCCACGAGGGCGGCAAGAAGCUGCCGUACUAUUGCUCAGCAUACACCAGUUGGUAUGCGACCCUCGCUAUCGCCGCGGGCCUGCACCUGACCGGCAUCUUUCCCCUGUACACACUGAUCGAUGAGUUCGGCUCUAUCAUGACGGUGGCUAUCAUUUCCGGCUUCUUGAAUUCUUUCAUCGUCUAUGUCCAAGCUAUUGUAAGGGGACGAACCCACCGUCCCACCGGCUAUCCUAUUUACGACUUCUUCAUGGGUAUCGAGCUAAACCCACGGAUUGGAAUUCUUGACUUCAAGAUGUUCUAUGAAGUCCGAAUCCCGUGGUUCAUCCUGUUCUUGAUCACCGCAUCUGUGGCUACUCGCCAGUAUGAGGAUUAUGGCUAUGUCUCGGGCGAGGUGCUGUUCCUUCUUAUGGCGCAUUUCCUCUACACCAAUGCUUGCGCAAAGGGAGAGCAGUUGAUCAUCACAUCUUGGGACAUGUACUGGGAGAAGCUUGGCUUCAUGCUCACCUUCUGGAACAUGGCCGGUGUGCCCUUUACGUACUGUCACUGUGCUCUCUACCUCGCAAACAACGACCCGUCCGAGUACCGCUGGAAUCGCUAUGCCUUGUCUGCGCUAGUCGUCGUUUAUCUCUUCAUGUACUGGAUGUGGGAUUCGUCCAACGGGCAAAAGAACUCGUUCCGCCAGCAGGAGAGAGGUCAGCUUAUCAAGCGAAACACAUUCCCGCAAGUACCUUGGGUCGUUAUUGAGAACCCCAAGACUAUCGAGACGGAUGCUGGAGACCGUAUCCUCGUGGAUGGCUGGUUCGGCAUUGUGCGGAAGCCGAACUAUGUGCCAGAUAUGUUCUUCUCAAUGUCCUGGGGCCUUAUCACUGGGUUCAAGAGCCCCUUUCCCUGGUUUUACUUCGUCUUCUUCAUGAUCAUGAUCGUUCAUCGUGCUACCAGGGACAUUCAGCGGUGCCGCAGAAAGUAUGGAGCAGCUUGGACGCAGUACGAAAAGGAGGUGCCGUAUCUUUUCUUCCCAGGCCAAGAAAAGUGA
Messenger RNA from Diaporthe amygdali, 1416 nucleotides. RefSeq names its product sterol reductase. Gene Ontology annotation, biological process: ergosterol biosynthetic process. Bases 1 to 1416 code for a protein of 471 amino acids. Gene Ontology annotation, molecular function: Delta24(24-1) sterol reductase activity. The record is from RefSeq and is a predicted model, not a curated record. The transcript is spliced from 5 exons. Gene Ontology annotation, cellular component: endoplasmic reticulum membrane. NCBI's taxonomy places the organism in Eukaryota, Fungi, Ascomycota, Sordariomycetes, Diaporthales, Diaporthaceae.